Molecule: messenger RNA, 1800 nt
Organism: Symbiodinium sp. CCMP2456
Lineage: Eukaryota; Dinophyceae; Suessiales; Symbiodiniaceae
Source: the annotation of a GenBank genome assembly
AUGGGCAUUAAAACGGUGGCCGUUUACUCGGAAGCCGAUCGAAAUUCACCUCACGUAAAAUACGCAGACGAAGCGGUAUUGCUGGGACCCCCUCCCUCCAAUCAAAGUUACUUGUUGGGCGAUAAGAUUAUUGAGGCCUGUAAGGAGUUAAAGGUUGAUGGCAUCCAUCCGGGCUACGGAUUUUUGAGUGAAAAUGGCGCCUUUGCAGAAGCGGUAGAAAAGGCGGGUAUCACCUUUAUUGGUCCCAAGGCCAAAUCCAUGCAAAUUAUGGGCGACAAACUCUCGGCCAAGGAGGCGGCCAAGGAGUUUGGAAUUCCCCUGGUGCCGGGCACCGAGGGAGCGGUAGAAGACCCCGAAGAAGCCAAGCAGAUUUGCAAGGAAAUAGGCUUUCCGGUUUUGAUUAAAGCCUCGGCCGGUGGGGGAGGAAAAGGCAUGCGCAUUGUGGAACGCGAAGAAGAACUGGAAGAACAAAUUCACAGCGCUAUUUCGGAGGCGAAAUCGGCUUUUGGAAACGGAGCGGUGUUUAUUGAAAAAUACGUGGGCAGUCCGCGCCACAUUGAAGUGCAGGUGCUUUGUGAUACGCACGGAAACAUGGUGCACCUUUUUGAGCGCGAUUGCAGUGUGCAGCGCAGGCACCAAAAAGUGGUAGAAGAGGCUCCCUCAGCAAUUCUCUCCGAUGCCCUGAGGGCAGAGAUGGGCAAGAAAGCGGUAGACGUUGCCCGCAGUUGCGAUUACAUUGGGGCUGGUACGGUAGAGUUUAUCAUGGACGAGCAGAAAAACUUCUACUUCAUGGAAAUGAAUACUCGUUUGCAGGUAGAACACCCCGUUACCGAAAUGAUAACCGGAAUUGACCUGGUGAAAGAGCAAAUAAAAGUGGCGCGGGGCGAGAAAUUAUCCUUUGCCCAGGAAGACUUGAAAAUUGAAGGCCACGCCUUUGAGGUUCGGGUUUACGCUGAAAAUGCGCGGGAAAACUUUAUGCCCGAUAUCGGAAACCUGAAAGUGUAUAAACGACCCCACGGUCCGGGUAUUCGGGUAGACGAUGGCUUUGAGCAAGGAAUGGACAUUCCGAUUCACUACGACCCCAUGAUAUCAAAAUUGGUGACCUACGGAAAAGACCGGGAGGAAGCCCGCAUGCGAAUGAUUAGGGCCUGUGAAGAUUACGAAAUUGUGGGCUUAACCACUACGCUUGAUUUUGGCAAGUUUGUCAUGCAACACCCUUCAUUCAUUUCCGGUGAUUUUGACACCCAUUUCGUGAAAAAGCAUUUUAAGCCAGAAUUGUUGGAUAGCGAAAGCAAUGCGGAAGAAGAAGGUGUAGCGGCAAUGGUAGUGGCACAUCUUUUGGAAUCUACCAAGGCAAAGAAAAAGGUACAAGCGGCUGAAACAUCGGAAGGGCGCAGAAUAAUGGAUGCCAUUAUCGUAGAUGGCGACACCAUCCCGCUUAUGGUUUUGGAUGAGGUGUUGUUGGUAGACGAGCCCACUUUUGACAGCCGGCAGGCGCGCCACCGCUAUUACAUCCUCAAGCGCAAGGUGAUAAAGGUUUACCCCUACGCGGUUAUUGCCGGAAACAAGCUCGAUAGCCUCAACCUCAUUCUGGCCGAGACCAAGGGGAGGUGGGAAAGAAAACGCCUUACCAAGGAAUUUCAAGAAUACCUCGAAAAUAAUUUUGAGGAGGAAAUUGUAAAGCUCACGCAUAGCGAAGGUCAAAUUUUAAGCAAACUGGUUUCCCGGGAAACCGGAAUGACCACUUAUGAGUUGAUAGACGAAUACCGCAGCGGCUGGAACGCCUUCUGGUGGAACGUA